AUGAAUUGCGUGUUUAUUGAAACAUGUGAAUCAACAAUGAAUGAAGCCAAAAAACUUUGGGAAACUGAAAAAUGUGAAAGUGGGUGUAUUGUUUAUACUCAUAAUCAAACUAAAGGGAGAGGAAGAGAAAAUAGGAUAUGGCAAAGUGAUAAACAUGAUAUUUUAUUCACAUUUAUGUUUCAGACUCAAACAGAAGAAGAGUUAAGAAGAAGUGGAAUAGUUUCAUUACUUUCUUUAUGUUCUGUAUUGAAGGAAAAGUAUGGGAUUCAAGUAUUUGGAAAAUGGCCAAAUGAUGGAUAUGUUAACAAUAAAAAAUUAUUUGGAAUAUUGAUUGAAGCAGAAUGGAAAAAUAAUAGUUUUUUAGUUAAUAUUGGAAUUGGAAUUAAUUUUUAUAAGAAAGACCUUGAUUGUUCUAUUAGUCUCAGUGAAAUUGGUGAUGUUUCUAAAAUAAAUGAAAUUGAAUUAAUGGUUUCAUUUAGAGAAAAGUAUUUUGAAUUAAUAAGUCAAAGUUAUCCUAUUUUACUAAAUCAUUUUAAGUCUAUUGAUUUCUUAAAUGGAAAAAAGGUUACUCUGAGACCUGUUUCUAAUAACUCUUCAUUAAUUGCUAAAGAAUAUAACGGAAUAAUUGUUGGUUAUACAACAGAUUGGAAGGUGUUAAUUCAGACUGAUCAUGGAAUUGAAACAUUUGAUAGAGAAGAAAUCGUUCUUUAA
Entamoeba dispar SAW760 is the source of this 711-nucleotide messenger RNA. RefSeq names its product biotin protein ligase, putative. The record is from RefSeq and is a predicted model, not a curated record. The coding region runs from base 1 to 711 and encodes 236 amino acids. Gene Ontology annotation, molecular function: biotin--[biotin carboxyl-carrier protein] ligase activity. The transcript has a single exon. Gene Ontology annotation, cellular component: cytoplasm. Gene Ontology annotation, biological process: protein modification process. NCBI's taxonomy places the organism in Eukaryota, Evosea, Mastigamoebida, Endamoebidae.